AUGAACAAGAGACAAUAUCCAUGUGACGUAUGCGAUAAACCGUUUAAAAAUAUUACCAAAUUAACUGAACACCGGAGGUCCCACACAGGCGAGAAACCGUACCCGUGCGAUGUGUGCGACAAGUCGUUCACCAAAAAUAUCAAUCUAACUGUACACCGGAGGACGCACACAGGUGAGAGACCGUACCCGUGCGAUGUGUGCGACAAGUCGUUCACCCAAAAUAUCCAUCUAACCGUACACCGGAGGACGCACACAGGUGAGAGACCGUACCCGUGCGAUGUGUGCCACAAUGCAUUCGCUGAUAGUAGCUCGUUGAUUGUACACCGGAGGAGGCACACAGGCGAGAAACCGUAUCCGUGCGAUGUGUGUGACAAGUCAUUCGCUGAUAGUAGCUCGUUGAACGUACACCGGAGGAGGCACACAGGCGAGAAAUCGUAUCCGUGCGAUGUGUGUGACAAGUCAUUCGCUGAUAGUAGCUCGUUGAACGUACACCGGAGGAGGCACACAGGCGAGAAACCGUACCUAUGCGAUGUGUGUGACAAGUCAUUCGCUGAAUCUAGCACUUUGACUACACACCGGAGGACGCACACGGGUGAAAAACCAUACCUAUGCGAUGUGUGUGACAAGUCAUUCACUAAUAGUAGCUCAUUGAACGUACACCAGAGAACUCACACAGGUGAGAAACCGUACCCGUGCGAUGUGUGCGACAAGUCGUUCACCGAAAAUAUCAAUCUAACUGUACACCGGAGGACGCACACAGGUGAGAGACCGUACCCGUGCGAUGUGUGCGACAAGUCGUUCACCCAAAAUAUCCAUCUAACUGUACACCGGAGGACGCACACGGGCGAAAAACCAUACCUAUGCGAUGUGUGUGACAAGUCAUUCACUAAUAGUAGCUCAUUGAACGUACACCAGAGAACUCACACAGGUGAGAGACCGUACCCAUGCGAUGUGUGCGACAAGUCAUUCACUCAUAGUAGCUCAUUGAACGAUCACCGGAGAACGCACACGGGCGAAAAACCAUACCUAUGCGAUGUGUGUGACAAGUCAUUCGCUAAGAGUUGGACUUUGACUGUACAUCGGAGGGUGCACACAGGUGAGAAACUCUAUAUGUGCGACGUGUGCGGCAAGUCGUUCGUUAAUUGUAGCUCGUUGACUGUACACCGGAGGACCCACAUGGGCAAGGAUAUUUAA
This is a messenger RNA of Acyrthosiphon pisum (pea aphid), 1194 nucleotides long. RefSeq names its product zinc finger protein 271-like. Bases 1 to 1194 code for a protein of 397 amino acids. Lineage: Eukaryota; Metazoa; Arthropoda; Insecta; Hemiptera; Aphididae. The record is from RefSeq and is a predicted model, not a curated record. Gene Ontology annotation, cellular component: nucleus. Gene Ontology annotation, biological process: regulation of transcription by RNA polymerase II. The transcript has a single exon. Gene Ontology annotation, molecular function: RNA polymerase II cis-regulatory region sequence-specific DNA binding; DNA-binding transcription activator activity, RNA polymerase II-specific.